This is a messenger RNA of Trichophyton benhamiae CBS 112371, 1842 nucleotides long. RefSeq lists its product as uncharacterized. Gene Ontology annotation, molecular function: RNA uridylyltransferase activity. Gene Ontology annotation, biological process: RNA 3'-end processing. Bases 1 to 1842 code for a protein of 613 amino acids. Lineage: Eukaryota; Fungi; Ascomycota; Eurotiomycetes; Onygenales; Arthrodermataceae. The record is from RefSeq and is a predicted model, not a curated record. The transcript has a single exon.
AUGGAGCCCACUGAGCUAGUCCGGCUACCAGAUGAACCCGCCGCCGCUACAAAUGCAGAUAUAGCACCGGAUAGUGAACUACCUGACUAUACCACAGGAUCAUGGUCAUCGCGAUGUGGUGCCUCUAGACCCCAUUUGGUGGGCUCUCCAACAAACUUUGCGGUGGGCUUUCCUGCAGCACCCCCCAACGUGCCAGCCAGUGACUCCAUCAAGUCCCCCCAGUCUCCAGCAGAAGAGUGGGAGGGCUCUGGGACCAUCGCUUAUAUUACCGACAAAUCCAUCAAGAAGUUCCUGAAUCUGCCUCCGGAGGUCCACCAGCGCCUCCAGCUCGCGAGUGCCCAGCUCGCUGCUGAGCAUAUGAUUGCCCGAGGGGCAGCAGAAGCAGAGAGCGAGUCACUCGGCCAGUGGCAGCGUGGCCGUCGACUGCCAAUCCAUAUCUCACCAAAUUCCGCCGUUCAUCAGUAUGAGUUGGCUCGUUUCGAGCUUGAUCGUCAAGCCGGCCUUGUACCCAUGGCAAAGCCGGUGCCUACUGUGUCAAAACGAGUCAAGCCACAGAUCCAACCCCAUGAAAUGGCAGAAUUUCCGUACUUGCAUCAGGUUGUCUCUGAUAUCAAAUCCUGGAGCAUCUCUCGUAGCCGCCUCGAACAGUUGGAGGAGCUGCGUAUCCUGCUGUGCAGCUGGACUCAUGAUGCUGUCGUUGACAAAGUGAAACAAAACCAGCAGGGCGUCCAAACCGGACCCUUCUCGAUCGCUCUGAAGUGCUUCGGCAGCUAUCGCUCGGGCUAUGCCCUUGUUGAAUCUGAAAUGGAUCUAAUCACAAUCACGGAGAACCUGCCUGCUUAUAUCAAGCAGAAUCUGCCACUUAUCAUGGCUCAGUCAUUUCAAGCCCAUGGCUUUGCAUCUUAUCUUUUACCCAGUAUCGAGCAUGACCGCUGCAUGUUCCUCCGAGUUUGUCAACACCCAUCCAAGCAGUUCUGCCAGAGGCUUGAAUGGGAGUAUCAAGACCUGAAAAAUGCCAAGGAGUUGAAAGCAUUUGCCAUCUCACCUCUUGCCUGCUGUGAUAAAAACACCCCAUCACUUCAUUAUAACAUUUAUUUUGACCGCAUAGAGACGCUGGCAUACCGGACUGAUCUUCUCAGAGGCUAUAGGGCCUGUGAUGACCGCGUCUAUGAAAUAACAGUAAUAGUGAAACGAUGGGCAAAAGCACGCAGAAUCAAUAACCCUUAUAAUGGCACCUUGUCUUCAUAUGGAUACACGCUCAUGGUACUGCACUAUCUGAUGAAUGUUGUAAAGCCACCUGUUAUUCCAAAUCUGCAUAGAUAUGCACUACCAGAGGGCGCCACAGAGCAGGACACAUCCUUUACCCGCAGUCUUAGAGUGAUUUCUCAAGAAGCAGCAAUUGGCAAUAUUACCACCAACACUCAGUCAACUGCCUCACUUCUCUAUGGCUUCUUCGCUUACUACUCUUCUGUCACCAACGACCCAGAUCUAUACCCACGGCGUAGGCACAUGCCCUGGUUCCACUGGAGAGAAGGAGUGGCUUCCAUUCGCGGGCCAUACACCAAGAAGACAUCAAAGGGCUGGGUAACUUACUUCAAGGACGUGAACGGUACUGUACACAACAAUUUACUCGCCAUCGAGGAUCCGAUCACACGAAACAUCAAUGUCGCGGAUAAAGUCACGCUGGUCGGAGUAUAUUUGAUACGGGACGAAUUUGCGCGCGCAUUCCGCAUCGUCUCACUUGCCAGGCCAAUGCCAGGCACAGAUUUGGCGUGGCAGACGCCGGACGGCGCCAGAUGCGAGGAUCUUUUUGCUGAGCCCACUGCUAAAGCCAAGCUUUGA